ACGACCGGUUUCUCUGAAAUUAAUUUAAUUAAAAAGGUAUAAAUAAAUUAAUCAGUUAUAGAAACCGAUUUCGAAUUCGAAUCAGAUUCGCUCUCUCUCUCUCUCUCUCUCUCUCGAUCGGUCUUCCACAGGUUCCCCAUCGUCAAUAAAAAAGAAAAAAGCAGAGCAUAGAGAUGGAGGGAACAGUCUUCACUCCUGCUUUGGAAGGAAUGAAGCAUGUGAAGUCCGAGCAAGGGGAAAUCCUGGCCCAGCCUUUCCUGGAAGUGUGCAAGCAGAUACUGCCUGUUAUAGAAAAGUUUGGAGCUGCUAUGGCCCUUGUCAAAAGUGAUAUUGGUGGAAACGUCUCGAGACUGGAGUCUAAAUAUUCUUCAAAUCCAUCUGAAUUCAACCACCUAUAUAGCAUGGUUAGAACAGAGGUUGCAUCUAAAACAGCGAAGGGAUCAUCCAGUUGCACCAAUGGUCUUCUUUGGUUGACCAGAGCGAUGGAUUUCUUGGUGGAAUUGUUUCGCAACUUACUUGAGCAUAAGGAUUGGACAAUGUCACAGGCCUGUUCAGAUUCCUAUGGAAAGACCCUGAAAAAAUGGCAUGGCUGGCUUGCUAGUUCAAGUUUCACUGUUGCCAUGAAGCUUGCUCCAGAUAGAAAGAAGUUCAUGGAGGUGAUAGGCAGCGGUGAUAUCUAUGGUGACAUAGAAAAAUUUUGCACCAACUUUUAUCCUUUUCUUGAAGAGAAUCACAAGUUUCUGGCUAGCGUUGGCAUGGAUGAUCUGAAGGCUUCAUGAGGAAACAAGGUCUCCUGAUGAGUGGCUCUUGCUUCAAGUGAUGGUGUUUUUGUACACCUUUUUUAUUAUUAUUAUUUUAUUAUUUUUAUUUAACCUUUCAGUUUUGACUAUUGAAUAAUUUGUAUUUGGUUCUAAAGUUUGAAACCUUAUAUAAGUCAACUUCCAGCUCCUUUGAAUCUUAUUUUAAUUUGCCCUGAAUCAUUUCAAGUCUU
This is a messenger RNA of Quercus lobata, 991 nucleotides long. RefSeq names its product glycolipid transfer protein 1 (gene GLTP1). Gene Ontology annotation, biological process: intermembrane lipid transfer; ceramide transport. Lineage: Eukaryota; Viridiplantae; Streptophyta; Magnoliopsida; Fagales; Fagaceae. The transcript is spliced from 7 exons. The record is from RefSeq and is a predicted model, not a curated record. Bases 174 to 779 code for a protein of 201 amino acids. Gene Ontology annotation, molecular function: ceramide 1-phosphate binding; ceramide 1-phosphate transfer activity. Gene Ontology annotation, cellular component: cytoplasm; cytosol; membrane.